Acaulospora colombiana is the source of this 1011-nucleotide messenger RNA. Lineage: Eukaryota; Fungi; Glomeromycota; Glomeromycetes; Diversisporales; Acaulosporaceae. The record is from the annotation of a GenBank genome assembly.
AUGCAAAUCCUGAGACCGCAAAAUAGCACGACGACGGCUUCGAGUAAUGCGCAGAAGGGCAAGGCUAAGGUGAUUCAGGUUAACAGUCCAAUGGCAGGACCUGUGAACGGUAGUCGCCGAAAUGGUGACUCACCCUUACCGCAACUUCCAACACAGGACGAAAGGUUUCAACGCGUGAUACGUCUCCCCAGCGAACGGAUAGACACAUACGAAAUAAAACGACAACUGAACGAUUGUUUGGGGGAAGACGCGAGUAUCUAUUGGAAUGCCUUUAAAAGGCUCAUUUACUGCAAGAUUCGCCGUCAAGAUUUUGAACAGAUUGUGAGACCACUUCUUAACGAGCAUUUCGAGCUUCACAAUAUGAUGUUGUUUGCAAUUUUGAACAAUUGCAUUUAUGAAGAUCCACCACCACCACCGGACCAGCCUGUGAAUAAAAAAAAACGAGGUCGCGACGGAGAUGAUGAACAGCAAAUGAGAAAGAACGACGCGGCUCGGGAUCCCAAGAAACGAAAAAUGAAAGAGCUCAUCAUGUCUUUGCCCAGAGAGGACCGAGAAAGAAUAAAAGCGAACAAGGGUUCGAGUCGAGUUGAAAAUACACAAAGUGAUCAUCUAUAUUUGUCUUUGCCGCCGCCUGGCCCAGAAAGAUUACCGAUGUAUAGCUUCGAAGAACAACAGUUUAUAUCACAACCCGACCCGGAAAGAGUACCAACCUGCCACGAAAUGAAGGCAUUACCUGAUCACAAUACUUUAUUUGAAAUGAUCAGUCAGAUUGCGAACUCACACGGCAUCACCAAUGUCUCCAAAGAGUGCGCAGAUUUGCUUAAUUAUGGAUUGGAGUCUCACUUGAAGAACAUUAUUGGUAAUUGCCUGCAAAAAUCCCGAUCUGGUGGAUCACUUAAUGGUUCAUUGGGAAUUCGGAAUGGUGAGCAAAGAUAUAGUCGGGCAUCCUCAAAUCAACAGAAAAAAACGAUAACGGCACGGGAUCUGGCAUUUUCGUUCGAGAUAUUAUGA